CAAAAGCGCAGCGAUCGCAGGAGGAGGGUGCGCUCUUUCCUUCCAGCUUUCCUUCCGAGCCUUCCGAGCAACAGCGCAUGGGCUGAGCAACAUCGCUCCCGCAGAUACCCUCUCACACACUCUGACCAGAGCAAAAUGCUGCGGCCCGUAUGUCGCAGAACGGCCAUGGCAGCAGCUCCGUUGGCCGCAAACGUGCGCACCGGGUGCUGCCGUAAUGUCAGGGCUUUAUGUUCCGCUCGCCAUCCGCCGACGAACACCGGUAGCCCUCCCCCAAUAGCGUCCUACUUGCCCUACCUCUCAUCCCCACGUCGCUUCCUCAGCACUCCCGCCGCUACCCUGCAGGACUCCGCCUCACCACACCACCCACCAUCGCCUCCAAAACCCGACCUCAAAGCCCUCCCCAACAAGUUCACAAUCCUCGGCCGCCCCUACACCCGCCACGCCCACACCAACGUCACCCCUACAAUCAUCUCCAAAACCGACCGCCGCCUACACCUGCAACCCAACCACCCCAUCAACAUCCUCAAACGCCGCAUCGAGUCCCACUUUCCCUCCUUCACCCCCAUCGACUCCCUCGACCCCGUCGUCACCACCCAGCAGAACUUUGACUCCCUCCUCUUCCCUCCGGACCACAUCGGCCGCGCGGCCACGGACACGUACUAUGUGAAUGCGAACCAGGUGCUGAGGACGCAUACGAGCGCGCAUCAGGCCGAGGUGCUGCGGAGGAGGGAGGAUGAGGCGUUCUUGUUGACGGCGGAUGUGUAUCGACGGGAUGAGAUUGAUGUGAGCCAUUAUCCGGUGUUUCAUCAGAUGGAGGGCGUGAGGACGUUCAGUAGGAGUGAGUUGGAGAGGGAGGUUAUGCAGGAUCCUGUAAUGAAAGACUCUGGAUCAUCGUCAUCAUCAUCGUCAUCAUCAAUCCAAGGCGCCGUCCUCUCCCCCACCAACCCGAUCCAACCCGCCCACACUCGCACCGACGCGCUCCUCGUCGACCUGCACCUCCGCACCUCCCUCGAAUCCAUGGUCCGCUCCCUCUUCCGCGAAGACCCCGACCUCCAAAUCCGCUGGAUCGAGGCUUACUUCCCCUUCACCUCCCCCUCGUGGGAGAUGGAAGUCCUCUACCGGGGCCAAUGGCUCGAACUCCUCGGCUGCGGCGUCAUCCAGCAAUCUAUCCUUGACUCAUCCAACAACGCCGACCGGGUCGGGUGGGCGUUCGGACUCGGCCUCGAACGCAUCGCGAUGGUGAUGUUUGAUAUACCCGACAUCCGAUUGUUCUGGUCGCGCGACGAACGGUUCCUGAACCAGUUCAAGGCGGGCGACAUUGUCAAGUUUCAGCCGUUUUCGAAGUUUCCGGUCUGUUAUAAGGAUAUCUCAUUUUGGUGCCCCGAUGGGUUCCAUGAUAAUGAUUUUGCGGACAUUGUGAGAGAUGUCGCGGGGGAUAUGGCGGAGGAUGUUAAGCUGAUCGAUAAAUUCCAACACCCCAAAACCAAAAAAACCAGCCGCUGCUUCCGCAUCAACUACAGAUCCAUGGACAGAACAUGCACAAACGAGGAAGUCGACCAAAUCCAAGACCAGGUCCGCCGAUUAGCCGAGGAGAAACUGGGCGUCGAGUUGCGCUAAAACGUGUUCCCGCGCCUCCUCUGCCCUCCGCCCCCGCCGAUACCCCUUUUUCAUAGACCCCGUAGAGAAAAGGGAUAGCGUGUACAUACAGACAGUAGAGAAGCUUGUGAGUGUAUCCGCUAGAGACCCAGCAAUCUGUUCUCGAAUUGUCCAGGUCUUGCCACGAGACAUAGAUGUCACCUAUGAAAUCCCAGCGUAGCGAACGAGUCGCUCGUUAUGAAGGGAGCACCCGACGCGGGCGGAACACGGAGAUGAGAUCACUGGCGAACGAAGCGGG
Molecule: messenger RNA, 1894 nt
Organism: Fimicolochytrium jonesii
Lineage: Eukaryota; Fungi; Chytridiomycota; Chytridiomycetes; Spizellomycetales; Powellomycetaceae
Exons: 3
Coding region: 136-1617 (493 amino acids)
Biological process (GO): phenylalanyl-tRNA aminoacylation
Cellular component (GO): cytoplasm; mitochondrion
Molecular function (GO): tRNA binding; phenylalanine-tRNA ligase activity; ATP binding
Source: RefSeq, a predicted model, not a curated record